AAAGAAGGUAAACACGGAAGUCCAUUCGGUCUAAAUAUAGUCGGAAUGAGGUCGCUCUUUAUACAUGUCUUAUUAAGUGAUUAAUAUGAUUCUAGCAGAGACAGAGAAUAUCGAAAAGGUGUCAAGAACCGAGCAGUUCAAUAGUGGUGUCGUUCAGUCUGAUAUAAGUUCGUAUCCCCACCACACGGACCUCUGGACGUGCUGAAGUUCAAUGGCUUCAGAUAAACAAGUCAGAUUUGUCAUCGUAGGUGGAGGAAUCGCAGGUGUAACAUGUGCAGAACAGAUCGCAUCGCAGUUCCCAUCAGAUGAAGUCUAUCUUCUGACAGCCUCUCCCUUAGUGAAGACGGUUACAAAUUUUAAACAGGUGUCGAAGACUUUGGAAGAAUUCGAUAUUGAGGAACAGCCAUCCAGGGUUUUAGAAGAAAAGUAUCCCAAUCUGAAAGUCGUACAGUCUGCAGUCAAACUCCUGCGAGCUAAGGAACAUCUUUUACAAGUAGAGAAUGGCCAGACGUUCCAUUAUAAAAAGGUGUGUCUCUGCAGUGGAGGCCGACCCAAGCUUCUUAUCCAAGACGAACCUCAUGUGCUGGGCAUACGAGACACAGACAGUGCUCAGGAGUUUCAAAAGUGCUUAUCAAAGGCUAAACGGAUAGUUGUCAUCGGCAAUGGAGGAAUCGCAUUAGAAUUAGUGUAUGAAGUAGAGGGUUGUGAGGUGAUCUGGGCUAUAAAGGAUAAAGCCAUAGGAAACACAUUCUUUGAUGCAGGAGCUGCUCAGUUUCUCAUUCCCUCACUGGAGGCUGAAAAGAAAGACAGGUCUUUGCCAUGCAAGAGAUCACGCUACACUACUGACAAGACUGGAGGCCACAGUGGGGCUUCAGGAGAGCUUGGCAGUGCUUUGGGCCCAGAUUGGCAUGAAGGGAUUGAAUUAAAAGGAGCAGAGCAGAGUUCCAGUGGAGUCCAUAUAGAAUAUGAGUGUGAGGUUGAUGAGAUCUUCACCCAACAGGAGUUUUUGCAGUCUAAACUCAGAACAAAGAAAUCUGAAUUAGGGAUGUGGCCAGCUUAUGUCCAGUUAACCAAUGGAAAAGUUUAUGGCUGUGAUUUUGUUGUGAGCGCAACAGGUGUCGUGCCGAACACUGAUCCUUUUCUCCAUGGCAACAAUUUUGAGCUGGCAGCAGAUCAUGGUUUAAGAGUGGAUGAUCAUAUGCGGACGUCUGAACAGGAUGUGUAUGCGGCUGGUGAUGUGUGUACUGCAGGUUGGGAGCCCAGCGCUCUCUGGCAACAGAUGCGAUUGUGGACUCAGGCGCGUCAAAUGGGCUGGUACGCGGCACGUUGUAUGGCUGCAGAUGUGCUGGAGGAGCCCAUAGAGCUGGACUUCUGCUUUGAGCUGUUCUCACACAUCACCAAGUUCUUCAACUAUAAGGUGGUUUUGCUAGGCAAGUUUAAUGCUCAGGGUUUGGGUCAGGACCAUGAGCUUCUUGUGCGCUGUACAAAAGGGCAGGAGUAUGUGAAGGUGGUUCUGACUGGGGGCAGAAUGGUGGGGGCCGUCCUUAUCGGAGAGACGGAUCUGGAGGAAACCUUCGAAAACCUCAUUCUCAACCAAAUGGACUUGUCCCGAUAUGGCGAAGAGCUUCUUAAUCCUAAUAUUGACAUUGAAGAUUACUUUGACUGAAUCCGGCUGGUUAGCCAAUAAUAGAUAGAUGAGUAAGUUCUAUUUUAAAGCACUGUGUGAAUUCUGUUCUAGCAGCACCAAACAGAAUUGCAAAAAUAAUAAGAGUUUUCAAACACUCCCUCAAUCUUCCAUCAUUCUCAACCAAGCAGGAAGUCCCACUUCUAUAUGUUGCCUUUGGUCGGGUCUAUAUCGUCAUGCUGGGCUCACAAACAAACAGACUGCAAUUCAGGUUUACGCAGAAAAUACCCAUUGUGGCUUUAAAAGAUUAGUUCACAUAAAAGUAAAUUUCAUUAUUUACUCGCCUUUAUGUCACUCCAAGCUUAUAAGACUCAUUUGCUGAAAAGUUUUGAAGAAUACAACAGGUUUUGAAGAAUAUCCUUGUCACAGACACACAAAAAAUAUAAAGCAAAAUAAAACAUCAUAGAAGUGGUCCAUGAACUAUAUUCUAAGUCCACAUCUGUAUGUGAGCAGCUGACCAAAAUGUAAGUUAUUCACUAAAAAACAGUGAGUUGAUCUUGAGAAUCUGAAAUUAUUCAAACUGGUUUUGCGAUUUUAACUGAUUUAUUGAAAAUAUCCAACUCAGCGUGCCAAAGAGAACUGGGGUAGAUGGAAGUCAAGAUUUUCAAUGAUUAAUAAGUUACUUGUAAUUACUUGAAAAGAAGAGUGAUUUGUACAUUGUUAAAAAAUUCUCAUUUGUGUUCCACAGAAGAAAAAAAGUUAUAUGGGUUUGGAGCAAUGGUGAAGGUAAAUUAAUCACUAGGCCAAAUUUAAAUUUUUGGGUAAACUAUUCUUUUAAAGAAUACAUUUUUAGAAGUUACAAUGCACAUUGUGUGACAGAAAAAAUAACAGGCUAUCGAGGUGCUAAGUAAUAUAUACGUUUAUUUGAUCCUUGAUUUGAAAGUGCUCAGUUCUCACAUCAUGAGGCAAGUAAUAAUUUAAGUUUGUAUAUGGAUAUGCUGAAGCAGCAUGUUCAUUUUCAACAAGGCACUUUUCAGUUUUUUGGGAUAUGUAUCUUGUUGGACUCCAAAUCCCAAAAUGAUCAUUUGGUGAUCAAUUCUGUGAUUGGAGUGAUGAUGUAAAUAAAGUCUUCUUGAUUUCUUCAGGAUUGUGAA
Molecule: messenger RNA, 2778 nt
Organism: Ctenopharyngodon idella (grass carp)
Lineage: Eukaryota; Metazoa; Chordata; Actinopteri; Cypriniformes; Xenocyprididae
Gene: pyroxd1
Product: pyridine nucleotide-disulphide oxidoreductase domain 1
Exons: 12
Coding region: 212-1666 (484 amino acids)
Molecular function (GO): flavin adenine dinucleotide binding; oxidoreductase activity
Source: RefSeq, a predicted model, not a curated record